CACACACUGACACUCAGUGACUGCGACAGACACAGGGAAGCAGAUCCCCGGAGAGGACCCCAGUGGGCAUGGCAGCUUCUUACCCCCCAAAAAUCAGCCCAAUGCUGAUGACACCUGAUCCCCAUUUUAUCCCAGGGUAUGGCGGCUUCUGCCCCCAGUACAAGUAUAACAUGGGUAAGACCUAUGGGAAGCUGACCGGCCAACUGCUGACCAGUCCUGAUGUCCACCACUCAGGGCAGCUGGUGCUCCAGUCCUGUCCAUUCCCUCCACCUCGUUAUGAUACCAACCUGGGCAUGUCAAACAGGAGGAAACCACGUCUGGGAGACCACAAGCUCUACUGGAGUAUGAUUCCAGGUUAUACCGGCUUCAUCCCUAGAUCUCAGAAAUUCUUUGCUAAGACGUACGCCGAGACCACUCGGGAUGCCCUGACCGACUUUCACAAGGAUCAGGACCAGCAGCAGAGUCAUCUGAAGGAGCAGCUACUGGUCAGUAAACUUCAGAGUGGUCAGCAGCCGCCGCGGACUGAGCAUGAGAAGCAGCUGAUCACAGCCAAGUACCGGACUCCACUCCCAGCACUGUCUAAGGAGCCAGCGCCCUAUGUCUCUCCCAAUGCCUUCCAGAUACAGAUCUCCCCAUACUACAUGGAAGAGGAGGACCCCCAGAAGUAUUUCAUCUCAGGUUACACUGGGUACGUCCCCCGCUCUCGUUUUCUCAUUGGCACUGGUUAUCCCAUCACCACGAACAGAGCUAUAACAGAGUUUUCUGAAAUGACGCUGAAAAAAGGAUCCAAAAUAGGCGUCCAGGAAGCCCGAGAAGGGAGCAGACACCAGUCUGACCAGAGCCACAUCUACCUGGAGCAGCUGGGCCUACUGCCCCGCUAUACGGGAUAUGUGCCAGGUUACAAGUUUCAGUACGGACACACCUACGGCAACCUUACCGAAAAUGCACUGGGUCAGUCAACGCUGCAAAAGCAAAUGGUGAAUUAGGGAGCCACAGGAUCUACUGAGCCAAGAGCAGCUUCGCCCCCUGGUGGAUAAUUUAGUUACCUGCAGACACUCAAGGGCCAGAGUGAUAUAAUGAAGAUUCACAUACUUAUCCCGCAUUGCUGGCCGCACUGGUCUUCCACUGUUCAGCUGUGGUGGACACAACAAGACGGGUACGGGCCUAUGUAUAAAUGACUGUGUGCUAAAGCCAUAGGAAGUGAGACAAUCAUUAUUCCAAAGUGCAAAACAUGGAGACAAUUACUAAGUUUACAUGUAAUAAAUAUGUGUGCGAACACGUGUACAGUACGUAUCGCUUCCCUCUACAGUAAUAUAUGUUAUACUUUUCAAAUUACGUUCAAAACUAUGUUUUCUAAAAUUAUAGAAGAAAAUCUAUAUAUUU
Bufo bufo (common toad) is the source of this 1383-nucleotide messenger RNA. It is a transcript of the gene CIMIP2B, whose product is annotated as family with sequence similarity 166 member B. The transcript is spliced from 6 exons. The record is from RefSeq and is a predicted model, not a curated record. NCBI's taxonomy places the organism in Eukaryota, Metazoa, Chordata, Amphibia, Anura, Bufonidae. Bases 69 to 986 code for a protein of 305 amino acids.